Molecule: messenger RNA, 1900 nt
Organism: Prorocentrum cordatum
Lineage: Eukaryota; Dinophyceae; Prorocentrales; Prorocentraceae
Source: the annotation of a GenBank genome assembly
GGGCUGCGACAGCUGUCUUCAGAGCGGCAGUCGCUGUCGCGUGCCAUUUGGCAGACUCAGUUUUGGGCAGCCCAAACCCCGCAGUUUUUCUGCCUCGCCGAGGCAUUCAUGGAUGGUGACGUGGUCCGCGGGCCGAAGCAGCCUUUCUUGAACUGCCUGAAGUGCGGGAUCACGUCGAACUGGGCGUGCCAGCUGCGAUGCCGAUGCGGAGUCAAAGCGCCAAAAGCGGUGCUCAAGCGUGCGCAGGGUUUCGCUAAUGGUGAUGGCGGCCGCGGGUCUGGGUCCAAACGCGAAGCAAGAUUGGAGAAACAGUUCGCCGAUUUCACCGGGAAUUUCGAGCAGCUCAUGGCGCCAGCACGUGCACCAGCCCAGCAGGGCGGCGGUGCGGGUGGCGCCGCUGGGGCCCUAGCGGACACCCGUGCGAGGACCCCCUUGCGCACAGAGGCGGCUCAGCUCGAGCAAACCAUCAGCGCAUGCAAUGGGGAGUCCGCUGCUGCCGCCAAGAAGUCGCUCGAGGAGCAGCUCAAGGAAGUGCGAGCGAAUAUCGAGGGCAGGAAACCUGACCUCACGCAGCACAGCAAUGUGGGGCACAGGCUCAAACGUUGCAAACACCACUUGUCCAAGAUCAGCGAGGACAUCGUUGCGUGCGGCAAGCGCCUGGAGCAGGCGCAGAAGGAGAAACAGGAUCUGGAGACGAAUCGUGCUGCCGCCGGGAAGGAAAUCGCAGAGCUUCAGCGACAGUUGGUGGCAUCCUUGCCUCUUGGCGGUUUGCGACGCUCUUCCGCACGCAAGCGCAGGUUCCUAGGCCUGGGGCUCCUGAUCGUGGCGAUGGUGAUGCCGAGGAAGGGUCAGGUGUCGACAAGCCUGUUCCCAUGGAUGGUGAGUUCGAUUGCAUGUUUGUCGACGAAGAUGCGGCGGACAGUUUCUGUGAGAAUCACAAUGGCGACGAGCGUGCGAUCGUGGAGGCCCUUUGGGGCCACGGCCAAGCGACCCAAAACGUCGCUUCGUUGAUGAUCAUGAUGUUCAGGACGAGAGCGCCAGUACCGACUUGUGUGAUCAUGGCGGGGGAAGACAUUGUAUUCCAGGCGCGGGCUGUUACCUCUUCGAGCCUUGAAGGUCCGUGCGUUGGCCUGCUGAUUACUCUUAUCGGGACAUGCAAGCAGGAUGGUUUCUGAUCAAGAACGGAGACACACUGAAGAAACGAUUCGCUUCAAUUACAACCCUAGUGGUGCUUGCGCAAAAGAUAUGAGUGGAUGCCGAACUGUGGGGAGAUCGCGUCAGCAGCGCCAAGAUUCUCGGAUGGAAUGUGUUGUGUAUACAGUCCGUCGCUUGUGCCAAUGGACAAACGUCCGCAGGAGUUGCCACCUUUACCAGAGUCACAGUUGGGUUGGGGUGGCCUGGUCAUGUUGCGUAUGGCAUAGCAGUACCUCGCAUAUUGCUGUUUGUGUUAUUUGAUUUACCAGGCUGGCCAUCGCUGCUCGUUGGAAGUGCGUAUCUGCAUACGGGGGGAAGGUUUAAGCCAGCGCAACUUGCACGUUUUACAGAUGACGGGACAGGUGAUGGAAGGGAGGCACCUCGCGUUGCGUGGAGUUGAUUGGAACUCCGGCUCAGCCUGCCUCGAGAUGUCCGGCAUGCCGCCCAAGGCUGGCAUGCUCAUCCUACAGCCUGAGAUGGAGACUUGCGUGAUCCCGCAUGCCAACACCACGAUCAAGAAUUUCGUGGCCCCGUCGGUCUUCUGCUAGCUGGUGCAGCAGGUUGCCGAGAAUUUCUUCUCGGGGCAAGAGGCCCCGCCGCUCUGUCCAGCUUCGCCUCGGGCCUGGGGCGGUGAAGUUGCGCCAGCUUUUGCGCGCCAGCCACCAGAGGCUCCCGACGGACCUCCCCUUUGCCCCCUCUCGGGGAC